Molecule: messenger RNA, 1134 nt
Organism: Chaetomium globosum CBS 148.51
Lineage: Eukaryota; Fungi; Ascomycota; Sordariomycetes; Sordariales; Chaetomiaceae
Exons: 2
Coding region: 1-1134 (377 amino acids)
Molecular function (GO): oxidoreductase activity, acting on NAD(P)H
Source: RefSeq, a predicted model, not a curated record
AUGGGCAGCUUUGAGAUACCCGAGAAGCAUACCGCGCUGCUCCAAGGCGAGGGUGGCUCCCUGGUCAUCGCCCGCGACGUCCCGCUCCCUACGCUUGGCCCCGGCCAUCUCCUCGUCAAGACCGCUGCCGUCGCGUUGAAUCCCUGCGACUUCAAGACUCCUGCCGCGUUUCCAAACCCCGGGUAUUACAACGGAUGCGACUUUGCUGGUACCGUCGUGGCCCUCGGAUCCGACAACAUCCGGGACGGCGGGCCAUGGAAGAUUGGAGACCGUAUUUUUGGGGCCAUCCACGGGGCUAACCCGUCGGAUUGGGACUCCGGAUCGCACGCCGAGUACGUCAAGGCCGUCAGCGUGUUCUCCUACCGCAUACCCGACUGGAUGACGUUCGAGGAGGCGGCAGGACUGAGCCCUUGCUGCAUCGCCACCAUGGGCGUGUCGCUUUUCAAGGCCCUCGAGCUCCCGGGAACAUUCGAAGAGCCCGCGACCAAGCCGUUGGACGUACUGAUAUACGGCGGGAGUUCGUCCGUCGGGAGUUUGGGCAUUCAGAUGGUUAAACUAACGGGGCAUAGACUUGGCCACCGCUGCAUCACAACUUGCUCCCCGAAAAACUUUGAUCUCGUGAAGUCUUAUGGCGCAGACGAGGUGUUCGACUACAAGUCACCGACGUGCGCCCAAGACAUCAGGAAGGCGACACGUAACUGUCUUAAGUACGCGGUGGAUCCCUUUGGCGAGGUGAAGACCAUGGCCAUCUGCACCGAGGCCAUCGGGCGUGCUGGCGGUCGCUACAGCGCCCUCGAGAAGUUCCAGGAGGACGUGUGCGACCGGAAGACGGUGAAACGGGAGCUCACCAUGGGCGCCAUCAUCAUCGGCCACGGGCUCGACCUCGGUGGCAGAUACACGCGGCCGCACAGUCCCGAAAUGAGGGCCUGGGGUAUCGAGUGGUACAAGAGCAUUCAACGCUUGGUCGACGCGAGAAAAUUCAAGCCCCACCCCAUCCGCGUGUUGAAGGGCGGCUUCGAAGAUAUGCUAGAGGGUUUGGCCAUGCUGAAGCGGAGGGAGAUUUCGGCUGAGAAGCUGGUUGUCAGUCUAGAUCCGGCUGUUUCAGGCCUGACCGCUGACUCAACCGCGAGAUGA